UUCCCGCGGAACCGUACGCGCCUUAAGCUGGUUGCCGUCAACAAGGACGCAUCAUCCGGGCUGGGCUGUCGAAUCAAAGCGGGAGCAGCUACCCAAGGCGAGAGACACCCCGUCACGCUCGAGCGAGCACACCUUGACGAGGAAGGGACAUCGGAAGGUUUUUGCGGAAUCGAAGAACAAAGGGAGCGAGGCAACGUAGGAGAGGGGCGAAGAAAAAAGCGAGGGGGAGAGCCAAGUCUAGGAUGGGCGGAAUCGACUGCUGCGCGAGGGUAUGUAUCGGGUUGUCCAUCCCGGGCAUCAUUUUCCUCAUCAUUAUCGGUAUCAUGUUCGACAAGCAGGGCUUCUAUACCUCGGUAGAGGUCGACGAUCCCACUGCGGCGGCGUCUGAGUGUUAUUUUGCAGCGUUGCUGUACGUUGUUGCGAUCGGGGUCUCACUCGGGGGCAUUUGCUACGACAAGAACCGGCGAGGGAUGUUGGUGACGACACAGGAGGAGCUCGCUCAUGGAGACGAGAGCUCAGGGCUUCUGGGAAGGGAGGACUCCGGUUACGGGUCGUUGACUUACCUUUCGCAGAUGCCCUUGAUGCCGCAGGGCUACUCCCGAAGCGACAACUACGUAGAUGGAUGAGCGUACAGUAGUAGUAGACGCAGACAGCAGGUUCGGUUUGUAUUCGCAGGAGUUAGACAUGCGAUGCGUUCUUUUUUUUUUUGGUUCGCCGGGCGUUGAGAUGCAGGUGCGGCUUCUUACUCCCUACUGCUCCUUGGUUGCUUUGUCUUGUGAGGUCGACGCGUCAAGUGCAGAGGCUUGUACUUAAACCUCUUGGUAGUGUUGCGGCGCAGGAGUUUCUGCGUGAACUCAGCAGAAGGGAUCGCCUUGAGAGGUGGCCGGCCUCCCGCGUUAGAGAGUCGUGCGUUAAUACCCUUUCAAUAUAUAACUGCCGUUACCAUUCUUGGACUUGCUGCCAGGCAACCAAGGAGAUGUGUUAUUGGCCGUCUCUUUGCCGCGAUAAAACAUCCUGAAUGGGCAGGAACGGCCUUAACCCCUGGCUUCGAGUUAAUUCGCGACGUAAGCGUCUCUUGCUUUGUGGGAACCAACCGGCAACGGCUGCUACUGAUGUUGCUUGUCUGGCGUCCAAGCCGCGGACCGAUCCUCGGAACGUGCGCGACGGGCCAAGAGAGCUAGGUGCCUUCGCUGCUAGGCCUCGGGUCGGUCGUAGUGCGGCUCUCUUUUCAUUUGUGGUGCUCUUUUUUUUGGUGUUCGCGGGGACCAAUCUGGGACUCUCUCGAUCUUUUUUCAGCAUUUUUUCCUUCGUUUAUGGGUAGGUCAUGCCUUUGGGGAUUUCCGACCCCCAUUACUAGAUUGAUGUAUCGUCGCCCAAGCGCACCAGCGGCGAUUGGCGUAUGUUUCCAGAAUGGACCCUUUCGGUGAUCAUCUGCGUUGAUUCUGGCAGCCAGUCACUGGCGUGAUAACCUAUACUUGUUGCCUUGACGAUUUUGUACUUGAUUUUCCGGUCUCGUUAGCAGUGGCUAGGGUGGUUAGCAGCUGGGCCACAAGGCAAUGGGAUAGGACGCAACUACAAUGAAUGAGUUUCGUUUUGUUGUGUCGAGGAGCGCGUCGCGGCAACUGCUAUGAUUUUGUUUGGCAUGGUUGUCUUGCGUUUCAUCUCUAAACCCCCUCGAUGUCGUCGC
Ectocarpus siliculosus is the source of this 1687-nucleotide messenger RNA. The record is from the annotation of a GenBank genome assembly. NCBI's taxonomy places the organism in Eukaryota, Phaeophyceae, Ectocarpales, Ectocarpaceae.